Fomitiporia mediterranea MF3/22 is the source of this 480-nucleotide messenger RNA. RefSeq lists its product as uncharacterized. The coding region runs from base 1 to 480 and encodes 159 amino acids. The transcript is spliced from 6 exons. NCBI's taxonomy places the organism in Eukaryota, Fungi, Basidiomycota, Agaricomycetes, Hymenochaetales, Hymenochaetaceae. The record is from RefSeq and is a predicted model, not a curated record.
AUGAUUCGAGUCCUAGCGUUGUAUUCGCGCCCGAAGUUUCUUUCAACAUGUCUCAUGACUCUUUUUGGUUUGGAGGCAGCCGCUAAAUUCGGCAUAUUCAUUUAUGGGACAUGGGUACAGCACAGCAUUGUUGACUGGACUAUUCCAAUGGUAUAUGGAUUGAUCCUCAUGUUGCUCGCAGUGUAUAGAGCUGCGGAAUUCUGGAAGAUGGAAGCUGGGCUGAAAGGACUUGAGCUUGUAAAGGUUCUCAUCCGCGAUCAGAUGAUAUACUUCCUCCUUAUUCUGCUCCAACGGGUUGGAAGCCUUUCAUUCCUUUCUAUUCUGGGAAGUCGCCUGUUCUUCCAUAUGAAGGAAGCCGGGAAACUGGGGGUCAACGAGGGUACCAGCUAUCGCAUGAAAACCUUAAGCAACAUGGAAUUUGAACAACAGCUUGGAAAUGAAGGGAGCACUAGCGAUGCAGUAAUGCCUGAGGAUGUGUAA